Messenger RNA from Laccaria bicolor S238N-H82, 1065 nucleotides. RefSeq lists its product as uncharacterized. NCBI's taxonomy places the organism in Eukaryota, Fungi, Basidiomycota, Agaricomycetes, Agaricales, Hydnangiaceae. Gene Ontology annotation, cellular component: cytoplasm; nucleus. The transcript has 11 exons. The record is from RefSeq and is a predicted model, not a curated record. Gene Ontology annotation, molecular function: protein binding; protein serine/threonine kinase activity; ATP binding. The coding region runs from base 1 to 1065 and encodes 354 amino acids. Gene Ontology annotation, biological process: protein phosphorylation; mitotic DNA damage checkpoint signaling.
AUGCCGGCACGACCUAUCCUAACGACGUGCAACUUUUCAAAACCGUCUGUCCCGGGCUGGGCCCCUCCUCCAGCUCGCGAUUCGGAUAUAUGCGCGAAACUGGUCGCUAUGCGUGGAGGACGGAAAGAAGCUGUGGUGUUGACACUCAAUAAACCAGCAACUAUUGGACGGAACCCGGAUCUCUGUGUCCGUUCUCCGAGUGGUGGGGUCAUUGUCUCCUGUCAGGAUUUUUCUCGAAAUGGCAUUACUCUCAACAAUCAGCACAUUCAUAAAGCCGCAUUUAUUCUGAUGGAUGGUGAUGUUUUACGGUUGCCAAACUCACUUGCUUUUACGUGCAUACACACUUGGAGGGGGCCUGUCGAGAAAUUGACGCUAUUCGAGCCCUCCCCGCCGUUACAACCUGCUCAAAAACGCAUUGGCGAUUACAUUGUGACCUCGCAAUGCCUUGGAACUGGAUCCUUCGCCACAGUUCAUCUAGCAAUAGAUCCAAUCAGGCAUCGGCAGGUGGCUUGCAAAAGCAUCAGGACCAAGCGUGAUCACGAAGUCGUGCAGGUUAUGAAAGAAGUCAGACUGUUGAUGACCUUCAAGCAUCCAAACAUCAACGAAAUAUACGAUACAGAAGAGAACCAAAAAUUUAUUCAUAUUUUUCUUCAACUCUGUACGGGUGGCGACCUAUUUACGUACAUCACCAGCGCCAGUGCUAGUGAUAAUCGACUUUGUGAAGCGGAGGGGAAGUACAUCAUGUAUCAACUAUUGCAAGGCUUGAAGUAUCUGCAUGAUAAAUUAGUGUCUCAUCGCGAUCUCAAGCCCGAAAAUAUCUUGCUGUUCUCUCCAGGACCAUAUCCCCGUGUGCUAAUCGCAGAUUUCGGACUAGCACGUCCAAACUCGUAUCAGGAGACAUUCAACGUCUGUGGCACUGUAUCUUAUUUACCCCCUGAAGGCAUUCUGGCCUUAGACAACAAACAUCUCAGUUACACAGGAUUACCAUCUGAUUGCUGGAGUGUCGGAGUGGUUCUUUAUAUCAUGUUGUCGUACGUCGACCGUUCUUCUAAGCGAAGUCGGUAA